AUGAACCCGCGGCUGCGGCACUGGAGGGAAGCGGCGACGCUGCUGCUGGCGGCGGGGGCGCCGGCGCGGCCGCCGCGCUCCUCGCUCGGCGCCUUCGACUACGAGCUGCUGCUGCUGCAGCGCAGCCCGCGCAGCGGCUUCCUGCCCGGCGCCCACGUCUUCCCGGGGGGGCUGCUGGAGGCGGCGGAUUUCUCGGCCGAGUGGCUGGAGCUGCUGCCGCCCCCGCCGCACUGCGGCCUGGGCCUCGUGAGGCCGCCGCCGCCGGGCAGCAGCCGGGCGCCGCUCUUCGCCACCGACCGGCAGAGCCUGGGCUCGCCGCUGCCCGCCGAGGUCGCCUUCCGCAUCUGCGCCAUCCGCGAGACCUUCGAGGAGGCGGGGAUCCUGCUGGCGGUGCCGGGGCGCGGGCCGGCGCCGGGGGGCGGCCCCGCGCGCGCGCUGCCCGCCGAGCGGCUGCCGGAGCUGGGCGCGUGGCGGCGGCGCGUGCAGCACGACGCGAGCUGCUUCCCGCGCCUCUGCCGCCACCUCGGCUGCGCGCCCGACAUCUGGGCGCUGCGCGAGUGGAGCAACUGGCUGACGCCGGCGGGCGGCGCGGGGCGCGGCGGCCGCCGCUACGACACGGCCUUCUACGUGUGCUGCGUGGAGCGGCGCCCCGCGCGCGCCGCGCACGACGGCCGCGAGGUGACGGGCGCGCAGUGGUUAUCACCUGCAGAAGCCGUUGAACGCUUCAAAUCUCAGGAAAUAUGGUUGGCUCCCCCUCAGUUCUACGAAUUGUGUAGGUUAGGCAACUUUUCUUCACUUCAAGAGCUAAAUAAGUUCAGCUCUGAGCGCGCUUUAGAAGGAUGUGAACGUUGGAUGCCAGUGAUUUUAACUGCCUCAGAUGGCUACAUGCAGCUAUUACCAGGAGAUGAGCUGUAUCCAGAAGAUCCAGAUCAUACAGGGGAAAAGAAAAUAACCUUGUCAACAGAUAAGAAAAUUGAAGAUCUAAUGAAAGAGGGCAGUAUAUUUCAUAGGAUUGUAAUAAAAAACACUCAUGAUCUUGCUGUUUAUGUUAAUAUUCAAGCAAAAUAUAAACAUAAAAAUCCAGUGGUGCUAAACUCUAAUAAUUCAGAUUUCAAUAGCAGAUUAUAGCAUACAUGUGGUUUAAAGUUAGAAUAUGUUUAAUUAUAUAUGUAUUAACUGUUAGUGUUUCCAGUCUGCUCUACCGGUUACCAAGUUGUCAUUUUUAAUCACAGAGUAAUAUAUUUCAUUGCACCACCAAAACAUUUCAUUUGGAUAUAGCUUUGAGAUUUAUGUGUGUUUAAUUGUUUGAUUCUCUGAAACUGCACAGUUGUGUCAGUUACGAUAUACAUGACUACUAAAAACUUGACAAUACCAUCAACUUUGUUACUUGAUUAAACUUAAGAGUGAUUGGAUGGUAACUGUAUGAAACCACGAUCACAUUACUCACAUACUAGUAGUGGAAUAUGCAGUAACAUUGGUCCUUUGGGUCACCUUUUUUUUCUCACUGAAAAUUAAAUGGAACAAAUAUAUUUUUAAUUAAAUAAUUUUACUAUGCUUUUCAGAGUUGUCUUUUGAACAACUAUAACGUGUUCAUAAAUGAAUAAAAUCCUUAUUAUAUUUUUCUUCAAUGUAGUUGCUCUCAUUUUGGGGAAAACCCAUAUAUAUGUAUAUAUAAUUCUGUUAGCUAAAAUUCAGUCUGUUUUCUGAUUUUGAUUUUUAAGCAAUGCUUAUAUCUGAUAUACCUCUCUUGUUUCUAUUAAUGGUCAUCUAUGCAAAACUUAAAUUUUCAAAGGUAGAAAUUUGCAUAUAAGCUAAGUCAGCUAUCAGAUUGAGUGCAAUCAUUCUCUCUGUUCACAUACUUAUUUUGAAGCAUGUAUGGCAAUUUAAAAACAGGAAAAAUAAAUUAUUUAGCUGUGGGAAAGAUACUAAGAGCUUCAGAGUUACUGUCAUGGAAACACCUGCUUACGUAUUUCAACAUCCCACAUUUUGCCUUGUAACUCUUUCCCUAAAUAUAUCUUUGUUAUGAGGCUUAGAGACUUCAGA
Molecule: messenger RNA, 2043 nt
Organism: Nothoprocta perdicaria
Lineage: Eukaryota; Metazoa; Chordata; Aves; Tinamiformes; Tinamidae
Gene: NUDT19
Product: nudix hydrolase 19
Exons: 3
Coding region: 1-1128 (375 amino acids)
Cellular component (GO): mitochondrion
Molecular function (GO): hydrolase activity, acting on acid anhydrides, in phosphorus-containing anhydrides
Source: RefSeq, a predicted model, not a curated record